Molecule: messenger RNA, 460 nt
Organism: Caenorhabditis elegans
Lineage: Eukaryota; Metazoa; Nematoda; Chromadorea; Rhabditida; Rhabditidae
Gene: T20G5.8
Product: ShKT domain-containing protein
Exons: 2
Coding region: 8-190 (60 amino acids)
Source: RefSeq, marked reviewed
AAUCAUCAUGUUCUCUCUUAAGACCAUCGCCAUCUACUUCCUCGUCAUUUUGUCUGUUUUUGUUGUUCAUACUUCAGCUACAUGUGCUGAUGAUGAAGAUGGUCACUGCGCCGUCUUCGCUGAACUUUGCGACAAUGCUGACUUCGCCGACUACACAUCCAAAUGUGCCAAGACAUGCGGAAAGUGCUAAAGCCUAAUCGAAACUGCUCUCCUUUUGUAAUUAUUGGUAGCUCCCUUUGACGGUUGAAGCACCAUUCUUUUCCCCACUUCUCGUUUUUAGUCACCGUCAUUCUGCUAGUUUAAUUUAACUUUCAAGAAAUUAAUUCUUCAUUUAGGACUGGUCAUCCUAAAUUUGAAUUUUUAUAGUUUCUGAAAGCUACUUCUCAUUUUCAUUGUCGUCGUCAUCUUUAUCUGUGUGUCUGUCUUGUCGCCUCAAUUUGUCAAAUAACAAUUUCAUCUC